AUGGCCGGAGAAAAUGAGAAGCCCAAGGCCGGCGCUGCCGCCGCCGCCGCCGGCGGAGGCAAGGUGAAGAAGAGAAAGUAUCUACCCCACGGCGUAGGCUGCCUUUCUUCUACCCUCACUCUGCGUUUAUUCUUCUUCUUCGUUUAUUCUCUCUCUGGCUUUCUUCCUCUGUGCGUGCUUUUUCUGCUGCUGUUGUACGACGGUUUCUGCCUGUAUGGGGGAGCGCGGCAGAGGUGGCGAGAGGAGAGGUUGAGUGAGGGUUCUCACGGGUGAUUUUUUUUGGUGGUCUUUUGUUUUCAGAGGUCGGUGAGGAAGGGUCCAUACCCGUUACGCCCAAGAGUACAGGGCUUCUUCAUCACCUGCGACGGCGGCAGGGAGCGCCAGGCAGCCAAUGACGCCCUCAGCCUUCUCGAUACUGUGAGUUUCAGGUUUUCCCAUAUUUCACUUCUCGACGCUCUGUUCUCCAUCCUCCUUGGAUUGUUUUACAUGUUGGGGAACCCCGGUCUUACCUCCUUGGAUUGUACCUCAAUGUUAAGCUAAUUCAUAGCACACUCGUCCGAGCUUCAGAAGAGGACUGAUGUUUUCCUAGUUCUUCAUGUAAUUUCCUACAUACAUUCACUUGUUACUAGAUCUACUUUCUCUUUGAUAUUUUGUAAUAUUUGGUGAUAGUGGGUUUUAACAGAGUGCGUUUCUCCACCAUGAAACAUCUGCUCCAUGACUCUAGUUUUGAGUUAAUUAUUCUCUAGUUUUCAACAGGAAGGAUGGUAAAAAUCUUACUAGAGUAUUGGAUAACAUUAAACUUCGGAUAACUUUGCAGUCUGAUAAAAUGAAGUUCUUUCCUUAGUUGCAUUAAACUCUAGGAAAUGUAGAAGCGACGCCACUUCAUGAUGAAGAAAGGGAGAAGAUCUUAAACUACUGUGAUAUAAUGUUCCUCUGAGAAAUAAUCCAUGUACAUACGCAAUCUCUUUGCACUAGUGCUAAAAAAUUAGAAGGGAAGAAAAGGGAAUCUUAGCUUUCUAAAAGGUUGGACGAAAUUUGGGUUUUUUUUUCUGACAAGGGAGUUUAUAAAAUUUUCCCAAAAUUAAUUGCUAUUAUAAAAAAAAUCGAGAAUAUGAUUAAUAAUCUGAUUAGUCAGAAUCAAGGUUCCUUCGUUUUGGGUAGACUGAUUCAAGAGAACUUCUUGGUGGCAUUUGAAUGCAUAGAGUUGGAAGGUGAAGGCACAGGCUUCUAGGGGUGGUUGUCCAGGCUGAUAGGAGAAGGCACUGCCUUGAAAGGUGACUGUGCUAAGGGUAUCAUAGUCAGCUUAAAUAUUGAGAUAUAGAAAAGGCAUAGAAUUGCCUUAUUUCUAGAGUGUCAAGUAGGAAGCUUACCUAUCUGAUCAUAUUUGGUUGAGAAAUUUGAGGGUAGAGUUACAGGAUGUAAAGGUGAAAUGAUCUUCUGUAUCAUGCAUGCUUGUCCUCCCGGGUUCACCAAUCUACUCUCUAUCGUAAUUUGAGAUCCCAAAAACUGCGCCAUUGAAACUGGAAUCAAUACUAGAAAGUUUAUCUUGCUAAGAUGAUGAUAGAAGAGAUGCAGAACACGGCAUGAUAUCAAUUGGGGGAGAACGUGCAAGGCGAAAAAUAUGAUGGGCUUGGAAUGAUCAAUAUCCAAGGUUCUUAAGUUACCUCUUCUCAUUGAAUAAUUGUGGAGAUUGUUAACAUAGGAUGGGAGUCUUUAGCGGGAGAUCAUUGUGAAGAAAUACUAGACGUGAAGAAGCCUUUUGUGGGGUCUCUGCUGUAAGUGGUGCUGUUGGGGUUGUUGGUAACUUUUUGAACACUUGUUCCUUGGAUGAAUAAAUUUGACAUAUUACUUAUCACUUGUUAGGUUUACAAAAACAACACCUACAUCAGUUUGAUGAAGUAUGAGUUUAGUGAAAAUGGUGUUUGACACGGGAGGAUGAACGCGUUCUUUCAUCCAGUUCUUUAGGCUACUCAGACAAAGAGAAAUAGGCAUCUGUUUGUAAGGUAAGGAUUACGUGUAAGCGAUAAAGUACAAUAUCUAAAAAGAGAUUUGGAGGAUCCAUCUGCUAGUUUUUUAUAUUACAAAGCCACAAAUGAGUAUAUUUAAUUUUUCUGCAAUGCUUAGCAUUGUUUGAUUUUGAGCAGCACUGACAGUAAUGGCCUUAUUAUUCAUUCCUUACGUCCCUAUGUAAGCAUAACAAAGAAAAAAUGCUUGUUGCGUUCUCAAAAUAUAAAUUGUUAUCUUGCUCAUAUUUUGGAAAUUUGAGUCGCAAUUACCUCAAAUAAGUCUGUUAAAGACUGUGAGCUUGACUGGAAAGUUAAAAUGCCCGUAUCACCUAUGAUAGGACUGUGAGCUUCACUUUCUUGAUCCCUUGGAAGUUAUAGCUUAAGAAGUAAUAGGUGAUACGGGCGUUUAUAUCUGUCUAUAAUUUUUUAUAGUCUAAAAGUUGUCUUUACAUAUUUUUUUUAAAUUUUUCUUUCGAAAUAUUUGGGCACAUCGCCCCUUACCGACCUUAUAUGAUUUUAUUUCUCUCAUUUGAUCAGAUUUUCAAGGGGCAUAUGUGGUCGAUGGGCCCCAAGUUAUGGUGACAUUAUUUUAGCAAUACAAAACUUUUAUAUCUCCUUUGGGAAGUUUUCAGAUCUUUGAACUUUUCCCUAAGCUGUCAAGGCUGUUUUACCCAGGCUUUCAAUUAUCUGGAUUUCGAUGGAUUAUUAAUAUGAUGAACACUUUAUUCGUUCCUGUCAACAUAGUGGAAGUAACCUUUAAUGUGACCUGGAAAGGAAGAUUCUGCCAUGAUUUUGAAGGGGGGGGAUGGGAGGGUACGAAAGAAGGGGACAGGAAGAAAGGAGAGAAAGAGAGAGUGAGAGAUGAAUGGGAUGGCACGUCUGGACUUCAGGGCCGGACUCCAACAAAUCCCUUUCCUGGUCUAAUCUGUGAAGCCCAAGGCUAGCUAGGAUGGUGAAAAAGUAAAUGAUUUCCAUGUUACUCUUCAUCUGUGAAUAGGAUCAACAGUAAAUCAUACCUUUUGUCUUUAUCAGCUCUAAAAUUUUGAACGUUGUAUCAUCAAUGAUAUGAAAUUGGGGAGCAAGAGGCGAUAUGCUGAUGGUCAGUGGAAAACUGAAUACUUCCAGGUUAUACUACCUGCUUUCAGUAUCAACUUUUGGCAUACCUAAAGUGUUGGACUUCCAUGAAGAAUGAAGAUGUGACAUGAUAGACUUGAUGCUUGGAUUGAAUCCAUGUGUCAUAAUCCUACUAGUUGCAUCUUGGACUAUGAUGAUGAUUAAUGAUCAUGAACUUUGUGAAAAUUCUCAAGACACUGCUUUGAGGUUGGCUCCCACGUGUCCCCUUGUGGUGUUUUCUCAUUCCAGAGAAAAAGUAAACUAUAAUUUCUGUCAAAUGGUCUGGUGCAGAAAAAUUUCUGUCAAAUAAAGUGUCUCAUCCGUGGCAUUGAUCUACUCCCUUGAUUCUGCCUCUUUGGCUUGAUGCUUGCCAAUCUCCAAAUGGUCACUUUAGUUGCAUAGUUUGAUAUCUCUAAUAGUCUACAAACUUUUUUCCCCUUCUACUGUAUGGGAAUUAGUAUCUGAUAUUCAAAAACUUCAUUUUUUACUGCACUUUCAAUCCAUUGUAGAAGAAAAUUAACGUGGUUUCCUUUGGUUAUUUGUUUUGCAAGAUGUUUGUCUGAUGUAAUUUCUGUGACGAACAAUGGAUUUAGGUUCUUUUUGUAUCUAUAAUUUAUUUAAUAGUUAUGUACCGAAGUAAAUGAUUUAUUCGCACUCUGGAACAUUCGAGGCCUGAAUUGUUGUGUUUAGCGUUAGGAUUUCUUUGGUUAUUCAGGAAUUUCUGUCAUUUUUUUUAUUUUCUGAAAUGACUCCCUUUGUUGUCUUUACAUAUGAAUGUCUUUCUUUCAUUGCAGUUUUAUGAAGAGCUAGUAAAGUGCAAGGAUUCUGAAAAUAAGAGUGAGAUCAUCUCUUCUAAACCAGUGAAUAAGAUAACCAAGUUCAAUGAUUCUGAUUCUUCUGGUAGUGAGGAAGAGUCUGAUGUUGAGAAUGCGAACGACGGGCAGCCAUGUGAAGCUGAAGAUGUACCUACUAAGAAACAACGCAUAGAGAAAGAUACAUCUGAAAUUGAAGAGUCAGUUAGCAAUACCAAAGAGAAAACUAUUGAUGCACUCAUUGAAGAUGAAUUAAAAGAUUUGGGAGAUCGGAAUAAGGUUUGUUUGAAUAAUGGGUGGAACAUAUGCUGGCAUUUUCCAUGUACUCCAGUCUUUUACUAGAAUACUGGUUUUACUUCAUGCUUCUUGCUAUGCAGAGUUCUUUUGGAGAGGUGAAUUAGUGAAUCAAUUUAGAUUCGGGAUAAUUAUUGUCACGACUCACUCAUGAAACAGUUCUCAAAUUAACUAUUCAAUUUGUUUCGACACUGGCACGCUUAAAUGCAGAAUAAGCGUAAAACUCUUUUUAGAUACCCUCCAAACGAUUGCAUUAACUGUGCAUUUACAAGGAGAAUCUUAUGUUCAUUUUCAAGCAAGUUACUUUGUGGAACAGAAUAGCUGUUGCUCGGUCCUGAUGCCUAGCUACUUAGCACAAUUUAUCUGCAGAAAUAACAAGGUUUGCAAAAAAAGAAUAAAUUUAUGUAUAUAAACUUUUGAUAUUUUUUUUAGUUAUAAAGAAAGCCAUCCAAUUUCCAUCAAGGAAUAGUUCAGGGCCUGAUAGACUAUGUUAUUUUUGGGUUUAUUCUCAUAUUCAGUUUAUCAGGUGGGAGAAGGGUAACUUUGUCAAUAUCUAUGUGUCUUCGCUUCAUAGAAUAUCAAUUGAGAUUGCAUUAUGUUAUUUUCUGCACUUUAUUACUUGUAGGAUUUACACUUGAUUUUUUUCGGCCUGUUAUUUCUUCACAUAUUUUGCUGAAACCUAUUGACAGAGACAUUUUGUGAGCCUUGAUUCGGGUUGUAAUGGUUGCAUUUUCAUUCAAAUGAAUAAGAGAGAUGGUGAUCCCACUCCAUCUAGCAUAGUACAGCACAUGAUGUGUUCACUUGCGUCUUCAAGGAAGCAUGUGUCAAGGUUUGGUAUCCGUUAGCAUUGAUAUGGAUUUUCUAGAAAUGUUCGUGAUAGAUGUCACUGCUCAAAGGAACGCUGUUGUUGUGUUUUUGUUUUCAGAUUUAUACUGCGAGUUCUACCUGCUGAAGUGUCGUGUUAUGCUUCUAUUGAUGAAAUUACCAAAGAAAUCAAACCCCUUAUUACUCAGUACUUUCCUGAAGAGACUAAAAAUCCACAAAAGGUAUGCUCAUGAUAUAACAAUUGUCUUUUUCACUUCAAGGGAAAUUUUAUUUUAUAUCGAUAUGCUAUCAUGUACCUCCGUUGCUGAUGGCAACCAGGCUAUUUUAGAGUGUUUGCUGUUCUUUUGUUUCUUAUAAUAAAUGAAUCCCUGUCCAGGUGCAACUGUUCUCUUUUGCCUACUUGGAAAGCCAUUUGUCCAAUUACCUUCAACCUUGUGUCGCCACCAUUUUUGGCACAUAAAUUGUCCUUUGCUGAAAUGGCUAUGUGUGAGUUGGGAGUCUUGUUCAAUCCCUAAGGAUUAUACAUGACAAAAGGUUUAUCCUUGACUUCCAGUUUACCAUCUGGACAGAAAGAUCAGAAUAUGGUUUGCAGAAAUUGCUGCGUUUGAUUUUCUACUCCUAGCUUAUAGAUGAAUAAAGUUAUUUGAUAGUUAUAUUAAUUUUAAAAAUAAUAAAUCGUUAGUUUUUUUGGUCAAAUCCUUUGAUGGCUAUAUUAUUUGAUAGUCAGGCUAUCAAAUUAUUAAAUUGUCAAGUAAAAUUUGACUCGAGAGUUUAACUUUCGACCUGUCAUUUGAUUUUCACGUGAUAGCGUGAAUAGGAGUGAUAGUGUAGGGAGAGUCAGCAGCCUGUUUGCAUCGUGAGAACAAUGUUGUCGGUGUUGGGCUACAGGCUUAUGUGGUCACUUAUAAGUCCCAAUUUUGGCUCCUUUCUAGCUACCCAAAAGGUUCUUUUGGUUCCCUGAGAUGCUAACCAAGUUACCAAAGUACUGCCAUAUAUGACAACUCGACGAGGGUAAUUCAGCCCACUAUGAAGCACAUUGAGACAUCUAAAAUACUACUUUAGACUAUACUAAGCAUUAUACAAGCAUAGGCAAUUCCAUCACCCAUUGUUUCUUCUUAGAGAUUGAUUUAUCCAAGUUAUCAAGGUAUUGAGCCUGUAUAAUUCUCUACAAAAUCCUGAUCUUGAUGAAAGUUAAUUACCAUAUCUCACGCACAUCUUGGAGCAAGGAGUUCUAAAUAGUGACUGAGGGUCUGAGGAUACGCUUGAUAUAUUUUCUCAGAUCAGACUGGUAGCUUUUAUCUAGCAGAGCAGGGUAGAACGAUUGAAGCAGGGUGCAGAUUUUUAUCAAAUAGAAUUAAAGAGUGACCCUUGCUAUUUCUACCAAGGUAGACAAGAUUCCCAAGCAAUUGAACACAUCUUGUCAGGUCGUACAGACGGGAGCUGUGUUCAGCCAUACAGAAUUGGCAUCAGCCAAAUACAGUUGGCAGUGGGCAGUCAUGUAAUUAAUCUGGUCAGCCUGUUCUCUUUCCAAUUUUUGUCUCGAAUUAUACAUUUAAUAAGUAUAUUCCUUAUUUUUUAUCUAUUUAUAUAUUUUUAAUAUUUUGGACGCCAAAUUAUUUUAUUAUUAUAUAAUUUUAAAUUCACUUUUUACUGUAUUAAAAAUCAGUUUCCACCUAAAAACCCCUCGUUUUCACCUAGGGAGUAGACCACCUUAGUUUAUUAUAUUGGUGCUUUUUCAAGAAGAUGCUUCUCUAAUUAAUUUCCUGUUUGUCUUUUGAAACCAUGUGGUUUCUUUGCUUCAUUCUGCUUGUAGUUGGAGCUUGCAAACAUGUGAUUGUUGUGUCCUGUAGAUAACUAUAGCAUGUAUUUUGGAGUGACGAUAUUGGGCGGCUGAAGAUGUAUAUGGAUGAUGGAGACGUGUGGUAUUGACUAUGAUCAAUAAAGAUACCUGGUCACUGGAAAGCAGAAAUCUUUUAGUUGUUUACAUCACUUAUACACUUGUUUUGUGUCAUUUACGUUGCAUAUCUCUGAGCAGUGUAUUUAAAUGUUGUAAAUAUGGCGUUAGAUUAUUGAUGUGAAGAUGUUGAAACCAGACUAAAGAUGUCACCUUAACACAGGUUUUUUUUUCUGGAAACAUGGUUAAUAAUAAGAUGAAACAAACAACAACGUCACAAUCUGAUUUUAAAAAAUGGUGGAUGCACGACUGUUCAUAGGGUAGUUGUAGAAUUUACAUGAGGCAAUCGUCAUUUUUUGGUUGUAGUUCAAAGAAAGUUUCAAAGUUUUGAGUUUAUUUCUACAGAUACCAUGCUAUCUUGAGAUGCUUUUUUCAAUAGAUUGAUAUAUCUAAACAAAAUCAAUGCAAUUUUAUUCCUUAUCUUGGCUUAAAACCCUGACCGCGUUAUCUUAUGAUUGUCCAUGCUUUUCCUUUCUGUUUUUCUUGAACAUUUUUAUUAUUUUAUUCUUCGUCUAUUUAAUACGUCAGAAACAAUCCUAUGGUGGAAACAUACGCUCUAGUCAUUCAAUUAUGUCCCUGCAGUAUGCAGUCUUGUAUGAAGCUCGUGCAAAUUCUGGUAUAGAUCGAAUGGCAAUUAUAAAUGCGGUUGCAAAGUCGGUCCCUGAACCCCAUAAAGUAGAUCUGAGUAACCCUGACAAGACUAUAAUUGUUGAGAUUGUCAAGGUAUAUUUUCCGUAUUCCUCUGUCAAAUAUUCCAUUUCGAAUUCUAUUUUUUGGGGAAGAGUCUAUAUUGCUGAUUUCCACCGAAUGAAUGAUUUUAUACUGAAAUAUUUAUUGUAUGAACAUCAACUGAUAUCUCAUCUAAAAAAAGCAUAGUAACAGCUUUCCUGCUCAUCUUUAUAACUAAGUUGAGACUUCUUUCUAAAAUGAAUUUUCGUGGCAAAUCAUUUGGCCGUUUGUUCAAUUCUAUCAUGAAUUAUAUUUUCUCCUUUUUUUUUAGUGACUCCAAAAAUAACCCCUUGUUCCACAAUCUCAACAUUGAGGUUUCUAAUACACAGACCCUAAUCACCUUUAUUGUUCAUUCAGCGUUUUCAGUUAGCCUCUGCUGAUAAUCAUACAUAUGGUUGCGGAUUGCACUUUUUUAUAUUCCAGGGUCAACCAAUUUUACUUCUUAAAACUAUAUUUAUUUAGGCGGGCCCUCAGCUGUACUUUGGCAUCACCAUGCUAUUAGAUUUUUUACCCAUUUUCUCCUCAACACCAGUAGAGCGCAUUUCACUUAGAAAUCGAAGGCUUGUAGUGUAUAUUUAUCUUCAAGUGUUUGUAUUGUUUGUAUUUGUUUUGACAUUUCAAUCUUAAGGGUAUACUGGCACAUCACCCUCCUCCACCAAAUCCUGGCUAUUAGUAGUCAGCAUCAUUAGCAUGUUCUAGGCUAGUAGCUUCUUCCUGGAAUGGGUUAAUGUUGCAAGCAACAGAAUUUUAAUCAACUGGGACAUAGGAUACAGUAAGGAAAAAGUAUCAGAGAAGCUGCUGUUUGCUAAAAGCGGCUAGAACAGUGUAUCAGUGUUAACUCGACUAGUAUCCUUUGGUUGUACUUCUAUUGAUGACCAAGUUAUUUGUCUGCUCUAAAAUGAGGAAGAGGAAAGUAUCAGGCCACAUUUUCCCUGCAGUUGAUAAUUUUGAUCCUUCUUUAGGUCAUCAUCUUCUAUGCCCUCCAAGCUCUAGAACUCAAGAAACGUGUCCCGACUUUUGUCAUAUACUCAUCUUUUAGUUUGAGUACUGAUAUUUAAUUUCACUUAAAAGAUUGGUGGAUCACUUCAGUCAUUAUGUAGAAGUUAGUAUUUGUAAGGCAGUGUACCGUUGACUUGGCUGUCAAAAAAAUGGUCAUUGAAGUUUGUUUCUACACUCUAUGUUGAUGCCUUCUUGCUGUUAUAUUCCUGAUGUUGGAUUUUUAAAUCAUGUUAAUAUUCAAAACGGAUUGUCAUUACGUUUCUCUUCAUUCAUUUUGUGCAAUGUAAGCAGAUUAUUUUCCUAUUUCUUUCAAAACAAUGUAAGCAGUAUUGUAUCCUAUUUUCAUCAAAGAAUGUUGUCAUUUUUUUUCUCCUUUACAAUUUCUUACAGACUAUAUGCUUGAUAAGUGUGGUUGAGAAGUAUAAAGAGCUGUCAAAGUACAACCUGCGACAGUUGACAAUCCCAGAGAAGAAAGCACCUGCUUCUUAA
Spirodela intermedia is the source of this 9221-nucleotide messenger RNA. The record is from the annotation of a GenBank genome assembly. Lineage: Eukaryota; Viridiplantae; Streptophyta; Magnoliopsida; Alismatales; Araceae.